AUAGUAAGGUUAGAGUUGGAAGCGUAUGAUCCACUGAGUGAAGAUGAAGAAGUGAAGCGGCUUGAAAUCACCCGCGAAGCCGUUAGGAUAAGGCAGAGAGAGAAAAGGAAAACAAAAGAAGCAAUGGCGACUCUGCAAUUCACCUUCACCGACUCAACCUCCUCCUUCAGGUCUUCUUUACCUUCCUCGCGAGCUUCCUCUCGAAGCCGAACCCGAAGCCUCAUUGUCAAAGCCUCUUCUAUCGACUUCUCCAGAACCAGAAGACGCUUCAUCGCCGAAACCGCCGCAAUCUCCGUCUCGCUCCCUCACUUCGCGCCGGCCAGAGCCGAAGAAGCGCUUUCCGAGUGGGAGAGAGUUUACCUCCCUAUCGACCCCGGCGUCGUGCUUCUCGACAUCGCUUUUGUCCCCGACGACCCCAACCACGGUUUUCUUCUCGGGACGAGACAAACCAUUCUGGAGACGAAAGAUGGAGGAAACACUUGGGCUCCGCGUUCGAUUCCCUCUGCCGAAGACGAGGAUUUCAAUUACCGCUUCAAUUCUAUUAGCUUCAAAGGGAAGGAAGGUUGGAUAGUUGGAAAACCUGCGAUUCUUUUGUACACUGCUGAUUCUGGAGAAAGUUGGGAGAGGAUUCCUCUCAGUGCUGAACUUCCGGGGGAUAUGGUGUACAUAAAGGCGACUGGUGAGAAGAGUGCAGAGAUGGUGACUGACGAAGGUGCGAUAUAUGUCACUGCUAACAGAGGUUACAACUGGAGGGCUGCUGUCCAGGAAACUGUGUCAGCUACUCUUAACAGAACAGUUUCUAGUGGUAUUAGUGGUGCAAGUUAUUACACUGGGACUUUCAAUACUGUCAAUCGCUCUCCAGAUGGAAGGUAUGUUGCAGUCUCAAGUAGGGGCAACUUCUACUUAACCUGGGAGCCUGGUCAGCCAUUCUGGCAGCCUCAUAAUAGAGCAGUUGCCAGAAGAAUCCAGAACAUGGGAUGGAGAGCUGAUGGUGGUCUGUGGCUUCUUGUUCGUGGAGGCGGUCUUUAUCUCAGCAAGGGCACAGGGUUAACUGAAGAAUUUGAGGAGGUUCCUGUUCAAAGCCGAGGUUUUGGUAUUCUUGAUGUGGGAUAUCGUUCAUCGGAGGAGGCUUGGGCAGCAGGAGGAAGUGGUAUUCUCUUGAGAACUACUAAUGGUGGCAAGUCAUGGAUCCGUGACAAAGCUGCUGACAACAUUGCUGCAAAUUUAUACUCAGUGAAGUUCCUUGAUGACAAGAAGGGAUUUGUAUUGGGGAAUGAUGGAGUCUUGCUUCGCUACCUUGGAUAGAGUUGUAAUUCGACAUGGUUUGUUGCCUCGUUUGCAAUUUUGUAGCAGAUUACAUAUCCAUGCUUAACAUUCAUUAAUGUGGAGAGAGCUAUGGGAUCGAAUCGACUCCUUGCUGUUAUGCUAAAAAAAUGUGAGGAAGUAUAGACACAAACCUUACUACUGUAAAGAGAGCAAUAUUAUGUCAAUGUAAAAUUGUAAUUGCCAGGGUUACUAUUAUAUUAAAAUUCCAUUUUAUGCUGCAUGUGUUCAUUAUGUUGUACUGCAAAAGCAGGGUACUGUAAAAGUGCCUAUAUAAAAGAGUUUACCAUACGAGAUAUUAUAUCAUAA
Molecule: messenger RNA, 1632 nt
Organism: Cajanus cajan (pigeon pea)
Lineage: Eukaryota; Viridiplantae; Streptophyta; Magnoliopsida; Fabales; Fabaceae
Gene: HCF136
Product: photosystem II stability/assembly factor, chloroplast (HCF136)
Molecular function (GO): protein binding
Source: RefSeq, a predicted model, not a curated record